This is a messenger RNA of Pollicipes pollicipes, 1743 nucleotides long. Its product is annotated as Argininosuccinate lyase. Gene Ontology annotation, cellular component: cytosol. The record is from RefSeq and is a predicted model, not a curated record. NCBI's taxonomy places the organism in Eukaryota, Metazoa, Arthropoda, Thecostraca, Pollicipedomorpha, Pollicipedidae. The coding region runs from base 138 to 1535 and encodes 465 amino acids. Gene Ontology annotation, molecular function: argininosuccinate lyase activity. The transcript has 11 exons.
CGUGCGGUCGGGGUGGCGGCAGGGUUGCGCGCUUAAAAAUCCUGGGAGAGCGUCUCUGCGCCACUCACCAACCGCAUCUGCUGGACAGACGUCAGCUGCGGCCGCGACACCGAUACCAGCUGCACACACGCCAGGUCAUGGCUAGCGCAGGGGAGGCAGGCAAGCUGUGGGGAGGCCGGUUCACCGGACCGGUGGACCCCGAGAUGGACAAGUUCAACGCAUCGCUGCGUUACGACCGGCGCAUGUACCGACAGGACAUCAAGGGCAGCAAGGCCUACGCUUCUGCCAUUCAGAAGGCUGGACUUCUGACCAGGGAGGAGGAGACACAAAUUCAGCGUGGGUUGGACCAGGUCCUGUCCGAGUGGGAGACCGGCUCGUUCGAGGUGCGGCCCUCGGACGAGGACAUCCACACGGCCAACGAGCGGCGCCUGACCGAGCUGGUGGGCGCGCCCGGCGCCAAGCUGCACACCGGCCGCAGCCGCAACGACCAGGUGGCCGUCGACACCCGGCUGUGGCUCAGGGAUGUCAUUCAGGAGCAGCUGGAGCCGCUGCUGCGCGAGAUGAUCACCACGCUGACGGAUCGCGCGGAAGCGGAGGUGGACAUCCUGAUGCCGGGCUUCACGCACCUGCAGCCGGCACAGCCCGUCAGGUGGAGCCACUGGCUCAUGAGCCACGCCUGGUUCCUCCGCUCCGACCUGCGCCGCCUGCAGCAGCUGACGCAGCGCGUGGACAGCUGUCCGCUGGGCUCCGGAGCCCUGGCCGGCAACCCGUUCGCGGUGGAUCGAGCCGCGCUCGCCGCCGAGCUCGGCUUCACGGCCGUCACGCCCAAUAGCAUGCUGGCCGUCAGCGACCGCGACUACAUCGCCGAGUUCCUGUUCUGGGUGUCGCUGUUGGGCACGCACUUUUCGCGGCUGGCCGAGGACCUGAUCAUCUUCUCCACGCCCACCUUCGGCCUGGUGCACAUCGCUGACGCCUACAGCACCGGCAGCUCGCUCAUGCCGCAGAAGAGGAACCCGGACGGGCUGGAGUUGGCUCGGGGCAAGGCCGGUCGCUUCCUGGGCAACUGUGUCGGCCUGAUGACGGCGCUGAAGGGCACGCCGUCAACCUACAACAAGGACUUCCAGGAGGAUAAGGAGCUGCUAUUCGACUCUGCGGACAAUGUCACCGGGGUGAUCCGUGUCAUGACCGGAGUCGUCUCCACGAUGACGGUGAGCGCCGACAGAUGUCGCCAGCUGCUGUCUGAGGGCAUGCUCGCCACCGACGUCGCCUACUACCUCGUCAGACAAAACGUACCAUUCCGUGAGGCGCACAACCUGGCCGGCAAGUGUGUGGCUCUGGCCGAGGCCAAGGGGGUGCCGAUGCGCCAGCUGUCUUUGGACGACUUCCAGGGCAUCAGCGCGGCGUUCGGCGCCGACGUUGCGUCCAUCUGGAGCUUCGAGGCGAGCGUGGAGCAGUACCAGGCCGAGGGCGGCACCAGCCGGACGGCCGUGCUCAAGCAGGUGGCGCAGAUGAGGGAGAGCAUGGCCGCCGCCUAGUGGGAGGGCGGCCCACCCGCGCCGGUACAACGACCACCAGCGGAAGCCCGUGGCCGACCCCCCGGUAGUGCCGCUGACAGGCCGCGAUUGCUCGCGUGCCCAGCGGCCCGACGGAUCUGACCGGCUAGCGUAUACAAUCAAAGAUUAGCGAAUCUUACGGUGUAACUGUUGCCGUUUUGUACGAGAUGUAAACGCAUGGUAUACAGAA